UCGCUCCCUCCCUCCCUCCCUCACGCGGAGAUGGGGAGAGAAGUUUGCCUGCGGCGCAGUCCACUGAACAUUGACCGUGUUUUCAUUUGGGGAACAGCAACAAGAGCCUCCGGAGAAGACUUCCAGGGAAGACUGAGGAAUAUCCGACUGCACAGAAACACCGCUCGCAGCAGACUUUCCCCCUCUCUUUUACAAGAACAAUAAAAAAACAACAACAACGAACAACAACAACAACAACAACCAAAUCCUUACUUAUCAUUGAUGUCGCCGAACUAGUGUGGAAGCUCGGGUCAGUCAAGGACAGCGGCCGCACGCGCACUGUUGUCUGUAAAGCUGGGUCCCGGAGAAGAGGAAGAAGAGGAAGAAGAGGAAGAGAAGCGGAGCUUGGGGGGAAAGAAGAAGAGACCAGACAGUCCAAGUGAAAGUGGGAAGAGAGUCCGACUCAGAAUGAAUAACAACAAAACCGAGAAAGAAAACGAGCAGAGUGAAUUCACCAACCACGAAGAGGAGGUCCGAACACUAUUUGUCAGUGGGCUACCCCUGGAUAUUAAGCCGCGGGAGCUCUAUCUCCUGUUCAGACCAUUUAAGGGCUAUGAAGGCUCCUUGAUAAAACUCACUUCGAAACAGCCAGUGGGGUUUGUCAGCUUUGACAGUCGAUCAGAGGCGGAGGCUGCUAAGAAUGCCUUGAACGGAGUCCGGUUUGAUCCAGAGAUCCCCCAGACCCUUCGGCUGGAGUUCGCCAAGGCCAACACCAAGAUGGCCAAGAACAAGCUGGUUGGCACCCCCAACCCCAUUCCCUCCCAGCAGGGCCCUGGGCCCCAGUUCAUCAGCAGAGACCCAUAUGAGCUCACAGUGCCUGCUCUAUAUCCCAGCAGCCCAGAUGUGUGGGCGUCAUAUCCGCUGUACCCGGCGGAACUGUCGCCAGCCCUCCCACCCGCUUUCACCUACCCUUCCUCGCUCCACGCUCAGAUUCGCUGGCUCCCACCUGCAGAUGGAACUCCUCAGGGAUGGAAGUCCAGGCAGUUCUGCUGAAGUAUGUGUUCCUGAUGUGUGAUGGUGGCCGUGGCCGGCUGUGACGGGCGUUGCUGAUUGCCUCUCGUAUCCAAUUAGAAACCAGGAGGACUGACCUGACUCCAGCUCAUGGAGCAGCGCACCGUCGGCAGCAGCCUCAUGGGCCUCAGGACAUUCUAGACCCCAGCCUCCAUCACACAUCGAGCCCCCCCCACCCUCCCCUCUCCCCCUAAGUCUUUUUUAUACUGUUACAUACUCAAGAUUUACCUGCAGCGCUUUAGCUACACCUCCUCUGACACCUCCAUGAAAGGUACUGGACGUGCACGACAAAGGCACACACACCCUUUGUGAAGCGGGUUGACUGUCUAACGUUAGCAGGCCUCUUGCUGUGCAUUCUGUAUAUGCAAGUGUAAAGACGUCCCACCAGAGGAGUGCAAACGCAUCUUGUGUGUGUCUGAAGCGCUGCCGGGUAAUGUUAUUAUACGACUAUAAUUAGUACUAUUCUGUAUAUCAUUCAUAUUAAUGUUAUUACGAUUAUUAAAUACAUGUUGAAGCAUGACUUUGCAAAAAAAAAGUGAGAAAAAAAAACAAUGCUGUACAUUUCUAGAUAUUUUAAAGAAAUACAAAAAAGUAUUUUUGUAAUCAAGACUGUUUUGAAAUGGUUCUGUUUGAUUGGUCCAUGUUGUGAUAAACGUGUGUGAGGAGCGUUCACACUGUUCUUUCUUUCUUUUGUGUUGUUGUCCUUCCUGUUUAGUGCCAUUAUAACAUGGUAAGUCGGCCUGCUAUACCAAAGCAGUCCUGUGGGCUUGUCUUGUCUUUUCUACAUACUGUGUGGUUUUUCGGGCUCUGCUCACGUGUGGUGUCGUUACUUGGUGAAGCAAACAUAUUAGUCCUUUGUCUGAUGUGCUUUGGUUCAGAUAAGCUGUCAAUGUGAAGUCUGAGUGCGAAGAACACACCUGAUCCCGCUCGUCAUUUUGCAGUUAGAGGUAAUCAGAUGUGUUGAAAGCCAUCGCUGGUGAAGGUAGAGUUACCCCAGAGACUGCAAAAAAUGGCAAAUUGAGCCCUGCUAUAUUAAGGAAUGUGCUCCUUCAUUGUCUAGCAGGAGGACAGCAGCACAGUAUGGAGAAACAAAAGACCAAAGGCAUUUUAUUUUACACUGGAGAGCUAUCUAGGCUAGUGGAAUUAUUCCGUUUUUGACUGCUUUGUAGUCCUCAGUCUGAUUUCUUAUGAAGUAUGACUUUAUUUUUGCUGCAUGUCUCUUUUGGUGUCACUCCAAAGAGCCACUCUGCAUCUGAAAGGAUAUUCACUUUAAGCAAUUUGUCUCUUUUGUCUAUUUUUAGGGAGCCAACGUGAUUCAACUUGCUUUUGUAAAUUGACAUAGUGAUGAUUGGAGUGUAAAAAAACAAAACUUUUGUAAUCGUGUGUAUUCUGGGCCUGCAAUAACGUCUUUGCCGUUUGACAUGUCAUCGAGUGAUCAUAUUCCUGUGACAUUUUGAUGCCAAAAUCCUCAUUCAUGUCGCAUUCUUACAAAAACAAAUAGUGAUGCUUGUACUUUUCUGAUAAGGCCAAGUCACAUUUCAGUGAUGUGACAAUCAAAAACUGCAAAACUGCAAGAAAAACAAUCUCUCCCCUGUAAUGUUUAGCCCAGGUGUGUACAAUCAUAUUGGAGUGGUUGAAUCAUAUAGUCAGUGUUUGUAAUGAAUAAUAAUAAUAAUAAUAAUAUGCACAUCAUGUCAACUGAUUUUCUGGAGCAGUUUUUGCUUUUACAGACAUUUUUUAAGCCAAGUGUGGCACCAAAUUUAUUAGGACAAGUAUUUAUAAGAUGUGUGUGUGUGUGCGCGUGUGUGUGUGUGUGUGUGUGUGUUUUUAUGGGUAUUAUGUUUUUAAAGUUAAAAGAUGCCCAUCUUAUAAUUAAUUGUAAGUAUUAUUGUAAGUUUAAUUGUAUAUUCAUUUGGUAAUUUUCUAGAGCUUCUUUGUGUGUUUGUUUCUGAUAUAUGAAUACUGUUAAACCUUCAUAAUUCACUGUGAAAUCCAGAGAAAACUUUGGACGAAUGGAUCUUUUUGUGGUUUGCCAGCAGUACGGUACAGAAGGUCCUGCAAAUGAAUAUGAUGAUCCCUCCCUUUGGCAAUGGUUUCAGUAUACCAUUCGUACCCGUGUGUACUGUGCAUGUUCACGGCAUGUGUGUGUUCUUCUUUUCUUUUCCUCAAUGCACACAGUACUGUUGAUAUUUAUGUACUUUAGCCGCUGUAAGGAGAAACUGUAUUUCCGUGAAUUGCAGAGGUUUGUUUGUUUGAAACCCCCCCCCCCCAAAAAAAGGUGAUCAAAAUGAGUUUUUAUGAAAAUGUUAAAUGAAGACAUUUCAGGCCGUCUGCCAUUAAAGAUUUGACGUCA
Cyclopterus lumpus (lumpfish) is the source of this 3403-nucleotide messenger RNA. Its product is annotated as RNA-binding protein with multiple splicing-like. Bases 448 to 1032 code for a protein of 194 amino acids. NCBI's taxonomy places the organism in Eukaryota, Metazoa, Chordata, Actinopteri, Perciformes, Cyclopteridae. The record is from RefSeq and is a predicted model, not a curated record. Gene Ontology annotation, molecular function: mRNA binding. The transcript has 9 exons.